UAGGUUUAAUUGAGUCCAAUCAGGCGGUUCAGCUGCAGCUGUCGUAUGAACAGUCGGCAGGGUUUAUCAGAGAGAUUCUGAGAGAGUGAGAGGGAACAAACCUGUGAAACAUCCAACCAUGACCUUACAGCUUAAAACCAAAGCUCGGCUAUUUGACCUGCACUGCUCUGUCGGCCUGACGGACUGGGACAUGGACAAGGAGCUGAAACUGGCAACAACCUCAGACCAGUUUUACCACGAUGACAAACUGAAUGAUCAGUACGUGGUCCAGAGACCGUCUGCAAGAGCCUCGAGAAGAAAAGAUGAAUUCAUUUGUUACUGUUAUUUUUCUUCUUGGUCUUCCGUAUUUCCUCUUCUUGUUCUUAAACUCCAUACAGAGUCAGACACGUUUGUGAAGCCAAACCUGUGGCUGUUGGUUAAUCCCAACAUCGCCUGCCCGAUCCAAUACGGAAAAAAAACAGCAGCUGAUCUGCAGACUCUGUGUGACCCUGCAGAGGAAAUCCCAACACCUCGACUGGACCCUGCUGACACCCGACGUCAGCUUAACUCAGACCUCCACAUGUUUGCCGACCAUGAUGCUCACUCUGUUUCCUCCUCCACUGAGUACAUGAUUAACAAUGAAGACGUCUCCUGUCAACCAGCUAAGAACAGACGCAAAGGACGGACCGCGAAGGCCAGGUGGACCCUGAAGCCAGGUUGCUGGCCUCGUCCACCAGUGAACUAUUGCAUCCUCAUCGCCUUGGCGCUGAAGAGCAGCCAUACUGGGAGCCUCAAAGUCCAGCAGAUUUACCAUUUCACCAGAGAGCACUUCCCGUUCUUUCAGACAGCUCCAGAUGGCUGGAAGAACACCAUCCGACACAACCUUUGCUUCAACAACAGCUUCCGCAAAACCUGCAACCAGCUGUGCGGAGAUGGCAAGAGGAAAUCUUGUUUUUGGCACCUGACUCUGGACGGCCAACGCCGGCUGAAAGACGAGAUCCGGACAUUGACAGGAGAAUCCUUCAAGCAGCUGGAGAGAAGCAUGUCCCACCCAGAUAUAAUUCGGACUCUGCUUGCACUGUGAUUGAUGUUGUGAAAAGUAUCAGUAUCAGUUUAAAUCUAUGCAUAAUAAAACUUUAUAUGCAGAAA
Larimichthys crocea (large yellow croaker) is the source of this 1128-nucleotide messenger RNA. RefSeq names its product forkhead box R1 (gene foxr1). Lineage: Eukaryota; Metazoa; Chordata; Actinopteri; Sciaenidae. The transcript has 8 exons. Gene Ontology annotation, biological process: regulation of DNA-templated transcription. Bases 119 to 1063 code for a protein of 314 amino acids. Gene Ontology annotation, molecular function: sequence-specific double-stranded DNA binding; DNA-binding transcription factor activity. The record is from RefSeq and is a predicted model, not a curated record. Gene Ontology annotation, cellular component: nucleus.